ACCACCUCCGCCACCGGGACGGGCGGCGACUAGAUCGGCCGGCCGGGGAAGGGAAGAGUAAAAUAUCCAUCCAGUUGCGCGAUCCUUCCCUUUUUCUUUUUUCCUCCCCGCCCUCACAUGGCCGCGUGAUUCCUCGCGCCCGCGCGCGCCUCCGCCAAAUACUACUGUGCCCUCGUGCUCCGCUCGUUGCCAUUAGAUUCUCAGUACACACCUCCCACUGUGCCCUUCUCCUCGUCACAUCGCGUCAACCCACUUCCAACUCAAUCUCGUCGUCUCUGCUCCUCCCGGCCGUGCCGAGUCGCCGAGCGUUCCAAAGGAAAGGAGGUACGUACGGCGUCCUGCGACCUCACCUCCCCCGCCUCAGGUUGGUCGACACAAGAUUGACACCACGGUUUGUACCAUCAUCAGAGUACAGGGAACAUUGAAAUUCGAAGUAGAGCUAAUGCUUGUGAGCUACACUCGGCAACAACAACUGUAGGGUACACAAUCGCUCACGUUUGAGUAUGAUUUCAGUUUGCCCAGGUACCAGUAGUGCUGGUUAUUAAGAAAGAUGGGGGACAAAUACCUAUCUGAUCCCGAGGAUGAGGUUGCACCAUUGGUGUGGCCUGAGAACAUAGGGGAUAAACACAAUAAGCAGUUCAAAAUGGAGAACCUUGAGAACGACCAUGAUGCACUCAAGGAUGUUAACUUUGAUCAGACGCCUGUUCAUGCGGAUAUCCACCGACUUAUGGAAAUGGCAAAUUCUGAGAAAGGCACUUCUCAUAUGCAAUACUUUGUCAAGCACUGGGAAUAUAAGCGGGCCAAUACUGUUCAGCUUCUCAACGAAGAGCUUGGCCUUCUCUCCCAACAGAGAAAAGAGAUUGAAGAAAAGAAGCAACAAAUCUUGGAGGAUCAGCGCUGUCAGGAUGAAAAUUAUUAUGCUGCGAUUCAGCAAGUACCAAUACUGGAUGAAGUCUACAAAGAUGAAUGGAAGCGGCCAAGCAAAAAGGGUGAGGACCUUUCCUGUAAUCAAGAGCUUAAAAUAGAUGCAGAAUACGACAGUAUUUUGUACUGGAAAGGGCGAGCAAUGCAGCUAGAAAAAGCACUUGAGGCAAGCCUGCAAAGGGAGCGUGCAUUGGAGGAAAAGUUAGAGCAAGGUAUAACGAAUCUUCAGUCACAUGAAAAGUUAGAGCAAGGUAUAAAGAAUCUUCAGUCACAUACACCAGUGGAGGAAUUCUCUGGAAUGUUAAAACGAGCUGAUUACUUCUUGCACUUGGUUCUCGAUAGUGCUCCUAUUGUAAUUGCUCACCAGGAUACUGACUUGCGGUACCGGUUCAUUUUUAACCACUUCCCGACACUUGCUGACGUGGAUGUUAUCGGCAAAACCGACUACGAGAUAUCGGCAGGAGAGGGUAUAGAUGAGAUGAAUAAUGUCAAGAGAGAGGUUAUGGAAAAGGGUAUUGCGACUAAGAGAGAGUUUGUACUUAAUACUCCAUUGUUUGGAGCAAAGACCUUUGUGGUAUACAUUGAACCAGUAUUCAGCAAAUCUGGUGAGACAAUUGGUGUGAAUUAUGUUGCAAUGGACAUAACAGAUCAGGUCAAAAGAAGAGAGAAAAUGGAGGACAUAAGGUUUAGAGAAGCUAUCCAACAAGCCAAGGAAACAGAACUUAGCAGAUCUCUUCACGUAACUGAGGAAACAAUGCGAGCAAAAGAAAUGCUAGCCACCAUGUCCCGUAAGAUCAGAGCUCCUCUUUCAGGGGUUCUUAGCAUUGCUGAAAUUCUUGCCACUACCAAACUGGAUAAAGAGCAAUAUAAGCUGCUAGAAGCUAUGCUAUCUUCUGGAGAUCUUGUAUUGCAAUUGAUCAAUGACAUCCUUGAUCUUUCCAAGGUGGAUUCAGGUGCUAUGAAACUAGAGGUUACAACAUUUAGACCAAGGGAAGUUAUUAAACAUGUACUGCGAACUGCUGCUCCUGCGUCUCUGAAGAAGGAAUUGACCCUUGAAGGGUACAUAGGUGAUGAUGUUCCAUUGGAGGUCAUUGGUGAUUUGAUAAGGAUUAGGAAAAUUCUGACCAACUUGAUCAGCAAUGCAGUGAAGUUUACACAUGAUGGGAAGGUUGGCAUAAAUCUUCAUCUUGUAGAUAAGCAUCAAGCAGGAUGUAAAAUAGAAAACGGACAAUUUCCUAUGAGAGCCUACCCCGCAUACCAAAAUACUACUGCCACAGAAAAAUCCGCUGCCUCUCCAAGAAACUGUGAUACGGAUCCUUCGUGUUGCUCCAAUCCUGGAGAUGCUUGUCAGAAUGGCAUUUCAUCAAAUGACAAUUUUAGGGAGUAUAACGAGGGAGAAGUUGUUUGGCUUCGAUGCGAUGUAUAUGAUACUGGGAUUGGAAUACCAGAGAAGUCUUUGCCAUUUCUGUUCAAUAAAUAUAUGCAAGCCAGUACUGAUCAUGGUAGAAAAUACGGAGGGGCAGGGCUUGGCCUUGCGAUUUGCAAGCAAUUGGUGGAGUUGAUGGGUGGUACUCUAACUGUGGUUAGCAGCGAGGAUGAAGGAUCAACAUUUACAUUCAUGUUACCUUGCAUCAUUCCUGUAAAAGUAAAAGAGAAGCUCAGUGAUGAUCCUGAUGAUGCGCCCAGUUCUCACAACGAUAUAGAGGGUUAUUUCGUUUUCAAGCCAAAAUUACGACCUUCUGUUCUCUCUUCCGGUGUUCCACUAACGAACAACACCAAGUUGUCUGGCAGCAAGAUUAUGUGCUAUGAUCCUACUAACAUAUUAGAGGAUCAUAAGUCACUCCCAAAUGGCUUCACAUCAUUGAAAGAGAAUUCUGGAAAGUGUGCAACUGAUGCUAGCCAAUCAAAUGGUCCAAGUGUUAGGAGAAUAGAUGAAGACCAAGAUGAUGUUUCAAUGGUCUCAUCACUUUCAGGGGCUGACAUUCGGGAGGAAAGGAAAACAUGCAAACCUCUUGAAGAAAAAUCACUGAACAUGAAAUCCAAGUGUUCUCCAAUUAGCAUCAGGGCAAAUAUUCUCCUUGUCGAAGAUAACAAAGUCAAUGUAAUGGUGGCUAAAUCAAUGCUGGCUCCUCUGGGCUACGGAAUAGACAUAGUAAAUAAUGGAAUUGAAGCAAUCCGUGCAGUACAACGGUGUCAAUAUGAUCUUAUCUUGAUGGAUGUUCACAUGCCAGAAAUGGAUGGCCUACAAGCCACUAGAUUUAUCCGUACCUUUGAAAAUACUGGCUGUUGGGAUGCUUCUGUAAAGCCUGAAGAUAAUCAGAUGCUAGCUAACUCAGCUAUUUCAUCUGAUUGUGCACAAGAAAAGAAAGGGAAGAGAGUUCCUAUAAUUGCCAUGACAGGAAAUUUAUUUUCAGAGAGCACUGAUGAGUGCCUUGCUGCAGGCAUGGAUUCUUGCAUAUCAAAGCCAAUGAACUUACAGAAAACAAAAGAGUGCCUGCAACGGUAUUUGUUAUCUCAGUAACUAACUAAUUGGUGUAAAGUAGAAAGGUAACUUCAGCAUGGGACAGUUUUGUGAAAUCACAUCAGUAUUUUCUUCAAAUAGUAUUCCCUCGAUGCAUCAGAAAUGCAAUAGAUAUAACGUGUCCUGUCUU
Lolium perenne is the source of this 3575-nucleotide messenger RNA. Lineage: Eukaryota; Viridiplantae; Streptophyta; Magnoliopsida; Poales; Poaceae. The record is from RefSeq and is a predicted model, not a curated record.